UUGCGAUAGCGAGGGGGCGAGGUUCUGCGGUCCCGGCGCGCCGCGCGGCUGGACGCGGCGGGCGGGGCGGAGGAUGGAGGCGGUAGCGUCCGCUGCGACGGUUGGGGCUGCGCGUGAGAAGGUGGCCGUGUAGGCACCUGGGCUGGGUGGAGGCGGGCGGCGGCCGGGCCAUGGCGGGAGACCGCCUCCGCUGGGCUCCCUGAGGUGCGCUCCCUGAAGUCCUGGGGAGCCGUGGUCCAUGGGCUCCCUGAGCAGCCGAGUGCUACGCCACCCGGGGCGAGCCCGAGCCCAGCAGGAGCCGGGUUCUGGGGCGGGGGGCUCGACCCGCAGGCCGGAGUCUGGCGGCGACGCUGCGGGCCACGGCUUCUGUUACUGCCCAGGCAGCCGCAAGCGCAAGAGGAGCAGUGGGGCCUUCUGCUACUGUCACCCCGACUCCGAGACAGACGAGGAUGAGGAGGAAGGGGACGAGCAGCAGCGACUCUUCAACACCCCGCGCAGGAAAAAAUUAAAGAGUACAUCCAAAUAUAUUUAUCAAACCUUAUUUUUGAAUGGAGAAAAUAGUGACAUUAAGAUAUGUGCUCUAGGAGAAGAGUGGAACUUACACAAAAUAUAUUUAUGUCAAUCUGGCUACUUUUCUAGUAUGUUCAGUGGUUCUUGGAAAGAAUCCAGCAUGAACAUAAUUGAACUGGAGAUUCCUGACCAGAAUAUUGAUAUAGAAGCACUGCAGGUUGCAUUUGGGUCACUGUAUCGAGAUGAUGUCUUAAUUAAGCCCAGUCGAGUUAUUGCCAUUUUAGCAGCAGCUUGUAUGUUGCAGUUGGAUGGUUUAAUACAGCAGUGUGGUGAGACAAUGAAGGAAACAAUUAAUGUGAAAACUGUAUGUGGCUAUUACACAUCAGCAGGGACCUAUGGAUUAGAUUCUGUAAAGAAAAAGUGCCUUGAAUGGCUCCUGAACAAUUUGAUGACUCACCAGAAUGUUGAACUUUUUAAGGAACUCAGUAUAAAUGUCAUGAAACAGCUCAUUGGUUCAUCUAACUUAUUUGUGAUGCAAGUGGAGAUGGAUGUUUACACAGCUCUUAAAAAGUGGAUGUUCCUUCAACUUGUGCCUUCAUGGAAUGGAUCUUUAAAACAGCUUUUGACUGAAACAGAUGUCUGGUUUUCUAAGAGGAGAAAAGAUUUUGAAGGUAUGGCCUUCCUGGAAACUGAGCAGGGAAAACCAUUUGUGUCAGUAUUCAGGCAUUUAAGGUUACAGUAUAUUAUCAGUGAUUUGGCCUCUGCAAGAAUUAUUGAACAAGAUUCUCUAGUACCUUCAGAAUGGCUAUCUUCUGUGUACAAACAGCAGUGGCUUGCUAUGCUUCGGGCAGAACAAGACAGUGAGGUGGGGCCUCAAGAAAUCAAUAAAGAAGAACUAGAGGGAAAUAGCAUGAGGUGUGGUAGAAAGCUUGCCAAAGAUGGUGAGUACUGCUGGCGGUGGACUGGUUUUAACUUCGGCUUUGACCUGCUUGUAACUUACACCAAUCGAUACAUCAUUUUCAAACGUAAUACACUGAAUCAGCCGUGUAGUGGAUCUGUCAGUUUACAACCUCGAAGGAGCAUAGCAUUUCGAUUACGCUUAGCCUCUUUUGAUAGUAGUGGAAAACUAAUCUGUAGUAGAACAACUGGCUAUCAAAUACUUACACUUGAGAAAGAUCAGGAACAAGUAGUGAUGAACUUGGACAGCAGGCUUCUGAUCUUCCCUUUAUACAUCUGCUGUAACUUCCUGUAUAUAUCACCAGAAAAAAGAACUGAAAAUAAUCGUCAUCCAGAAAAUCCCGAAAACUGAGGAUCUUAUCAGUUGGAAACAGUAGCACUUUGAAAACUUUAUCGGCCAGCUUUAAUUUAAUGGCCCUACUGAUAUUCACAUCUAAGGUGACUAACAAUGACAAAGGCCUUAUGAACUGUACAGAUGAUACAGAAGACUUUUCUUAUGCUCAUUACAUUUCUAUGCAUAUAUGAAAAACCAUUUUGAAGCCAAGAAAAUAUCUGUCAAACCAUUUCUGUGAUAAAGAUUUUGACUCAUGCUUUUAAUUUAGCAUCAGUAGAAAAUUGCUGUAGGUAAAUUUCACAUUUCUCUGCAACCCAGUAUAGAUUUAAAUUUAGUUUAAACUUUGAUCUUACCUGAUGUUAAUGAACCUCAGUUAUCUAUCUGUAAACUUAUUUUUAUUUGGCUAAGACAAUGCUGAAGGAGCAACUUGGCCAGUUAUAAAUGCUCUUUCAAUUGGUGCAUUUAAAGCUGUCCUUUAAUGUUUUCACCUGCUCUUUAUGAUUUCUCCUCAUAUUCUGAUAAUGCCUCCAAGCUAUGCUUGUUUUUAAUCAUUAAAUACUUUUUUGUGGUUUUGGAGACUAAGCUGGGGAACUUUUUAUUUAAUGUGAGCAUUUUCAUGCUAUUUUAUUUUGCUUUUAAUUUAGCUUUGUUAGGAUUUUUAACAAAAUCAGCUUCAGACUUUCAAAUGAACUUGAAUGGGAGAGAAAAUCCAUUUGAAUCUGAGGAUAUUCCUUUGCCUUACAUGGUCAUUUCUUUGACAUUCUACACAACUUUAUUCUUAGGUCAUGGAUUAUUUAUGUACCAAAUAUUACACUUUAAACAUUUUCAUUUUCUCUGGUCUUCGGAGUUAUUUAUGUUCAAAUUUUGGUUGGGAAUCCUAUUUCCUACUUAAGCUCAGGACCUUAUAACCUCUGAAUUGAGUGCCUUUGAGUUAUACAUGCUAAUAGAAAUUUCAUGGUAAAUGUAAAUAAAGUCGGAGGAUCUCAUAUAGAAGCUUAUAAUAAAGCAUUAAUGUAAAAAUUGAA
This is a messenger RNA of Felis catus (domestic cat), 2826 nucleotides long. RefSeq names its product germ cell-less 1, spermatogenesis associated (gene GMCL1). NCBI's taxonomy places the organism in Eukaryota, Metazoa, Chordata, Mammalia, Carnivora, Felidae. Gene Ontology annotation, molecular function: protein binding. The coding region runs from base 239 to 1819 and encodes 526 amino acids. Gene Ontology annotation, cellular component: nucleus. The transcript is spliced from 14 exons. The record is from RefSeq and is a predicted model, not a curated record. Gene Ontology annotation, biological process: germ cell development.